Molecule: messenger RNA, 246 nt
Organism: Meloidogyne enterolobii
Lineage: Eukaryota; Metazoa; Nematoda; Chromadorea; Rhabditida; Meloidogynidae
Source: the annotation of a GenBank genome assembly
UUUGAUAUUACCCUCUAUAAGACUUGCAUGCCUGGUGUGAAACGUAACGCAGUUCAUUUCUCUCCAGUGCAAUUUGACAGCCAAAAGCAAAAAAUGUCUUCUUCUGACACCUUUACCCAACUUGCUAAUCAAUUAGCAGCAAUUGCAAAUGUUUCAAUUUUGCACCACAUUAUUGACUCAAAUGGCUCAACAACAAAAUUUAAUUAUGGAACAACAACAAACUAUUCAAAAACUUCAAAUGCGUGA